CUCGAAGGACAGUUUUGUAAAGUGGUGGGACUUGGACACUCAGCAUUGUUUCAAGACUAUGGUGGGACAUCGCAGUGAGGUUUGGGGAAUGGUCCUGUUGAAUCAGGAGAACAGGUUGCUUACAGGGUCUGCUGACAGUGAACUCAGAGCCUGGGACAUUCAGUACAUCGAGGAGUGUAAAGAAGUGGGGGAACCACAGGAAAAAAAAGUCAGAACUCUUCUCGUGGAUGAGGAGGAAGAUGAGGAAGGACUUGAUGAAGAGCCAGAAGAACGGAUAGUCAGCUGUAAGAAAGUCGGUUCUAUUCUGAGGGAAGCCAGAGACAGGGUUGUAUCCUUGGUCACAGAUGCCAAGGCUAAUGUGCUAGCAUGCCAUGGCCUGGAUGCUACACUUGAAGUCUUUACUGUACUAACAGAGGAGCAGGUGAAGAAAAAAAUGGAGCGAAAACUAAAGAAAGCCAAGAAAAAAGCAAACUCUCAAGAAGAAAAAGAGGAUGUACCUAAGCCUGUAGUGGAGAGAAAGUUGAGUGAUGAGAUUCAAAAACUGGCAAACAUAAAAGCGUCUUCCAAGAUCAGAUCAAUGGACUGCCUUAUGGUUCCAAAUGGGGAGAUGAAGUUUGCUCUUCUUCUGCAGAAUAACACAGUGGAGACAUAUACGCUGAAGACCAAAGAAAAGAGUCCUACUGGCACAAAAACCUCUCGGCUCACACUGAGUGGUCAUCGUACAGAUGUCAGAACGCUGGCCUUCAGCUCAGAUAACAUAGCCAUCCUCUCCGCCUCUGGAGAGACCGUCAAAGUGUGGAACAGGUCCACCUUACAGGUCAUUCGUACCAUGGGAUGUGAAUAUGCUCUCUGCUCGUUAUUUGUUCCUGGAGACAGGCAGAUUAUCUUAGGAACGAAGAGUGGGAAGAUUCAGAUUUUCGACCUGGCUUCAGGAAGCCUUCUAGAGACGACUGAUGCACAUGAUGGAGCUCUUUGGUCCAUGUGUCUCUCUCCAGACCAGAGAGGGAUUGUAACUGGGGGUGCUGACAAGACUGUGAAAUUUUGGGACUUUGAGCUCAUAAAGGAUCAGGACUCUGGAAUGAGCAAGAAACUGACGGUAAAGCAUACACGCACCCUGCAGUUGGAUGAGGAUGUGCUGUGUGUGCGCUACAGUCCUGACCAGAGACUGCUGGCUGUUUCUCUUCUCGACUGUACGGUCAAGAUCUUUUACACAGACACACUAAAGUUCUUCCUGUCGCUGUAUGGACACAAGCUGCCCGUUCUGUGCCUGGACAUUUCUCAUGACAGCUCUUUAAUAGCCACUGGCUCAGCAGACAGAAACGUGAAGAUCUGGGGUUUGGAUUUCGGAGACUGUCAUCGCUCUAUGUUUGCCCAUGACGACAGUGUCAUGUUUCUUCAGUUUGUCCCUAAAACCCAUCUGUUCUUCACUGCGGGAAAGGACAGAAGGAUCAAGCAGUGGGACGCUGACAAGUUUGAGCACAUCCAGACGUUGGAGGGUCAUCAUCGUGAGGUCUGGUGCUUGGCCAUCAGCCCCAAUGGAGACCACAUUGUCUCCUCGUCUCAUGACAAGUCCAUGAGGCUGUGGGAGAGAACGAGGGAGCCCAUCAUCCUUGAGGAGGAGAAGGAAAUGGAGAGGGAAGCAGAAUAUGAGGAGUCGUUGGCUAAAGGUGGUGAACCUGUGGUUCCUGGAGAAACUAAAGGAGAAGCAGAGCCUGCUGGGAAGAAAACCAUUGAGACAGUGAAAGCUGCUGAGCGAAUAAUGGAGGCCGUUGAGCUCUAUAGAGAGGAAAGUAAAAAGCUGGAGGAGCACAGAGCCGCUUGUGAAGCAGCAGGGAAGGAGUUACCACCCCCUAAAAUGAACCCCAUCCUUUUGGCUUUUGGAAAUAUCUCUCCCUCUCGAUAUGUUCUGGAAGUGAUGAAGAAGGUUCGGUCCAGUGAGCUGGAGUUGUCUCUGCUGGUGCUGCCGUUUCCCUAUGUCCCGGAUCUGCUGCAGCUCUUCAACGGUUACGUAAAGCAGGGCCUGGAGGUGGAGCUAGUGUGCCGCUGCCUCUUCUUCCUGCUCAGAGUCAAUUUUGGUCAGAUCACCAGCAAUCAGAUGCUGCUGUCAGUUAUUGAUGAGUUACGGGCCAACACAAUCUCUAAAGUGCGAGAGAUCAGGGAUGUCCUGGGUUUCAACAGCGCUGGUCUUCAGUUCCUGCAGCGUGAAAUGGAGAGCAAAGAGGACGUGAUGUUCUUUGCUGAUGCCACAGAGCGUUUUAUAGAGAAGAGGAGAAAGAGGAGGAAACGUGAAAGAGCCGUUCUUACAAUCACAUGAAACAAUGACAAAGCUGACAUUUUUCUACUGUUAUAACAGAAUGCAUUGCUUUGUGCUUUUACAAUUCUGAAGAAACAUCUUGCUAAUGUUUUUAUAAGUUCAAAUGUCAUUUGUACCUGCUUAACUAAAGUCCAUAAAGUUGAAUUUCUCUGCAAAUUAA
Messenger RNA from Pimephales promelas (fathead minnow), 2474 nucleotides. The record is from RefSeq and is a predicted model, not a curated record. NCBI's taxonomy places the organism in Eukaryota, Metazoa, Chordata, Actinopteri, Cypriniformes, Leuciscidae.